ACACGGGUGGGUUGAAACUGCACGGGUUCUAAAAGGCUAGGGUUUAUACACUCUCACACAGAGCUUCUGACCCUUGAAAUCAUCAAAUUCUGGGAUUUUAACGAAAAGGUUAGAGUUCAUCAAUGGAAGCUGACAGGUUAAAUUCUCCUCAUACUUCAGCUAUUAUAUUGGAUGUGUUGGGGCAUCAGCUGCAUUUUUCACAGGAUCCAAAUUCCAAACAUCUUGGAACUACUGUUUGGGAUGCAUCAAUGGUAUUGGUCAAAUAUCUGGAGAAGAAUUGCAGGAAGGGGAAGUUUUGCCCUUCUAAGCUCAAAGGGAAACGAGUUGUUGAACUUGGAGCAGGUUGUGGAGUAGCUGGAUUUGGCAUGUCACUGUUGGGAUGUGAUGUAAUUUCUACAGAUCAAACUGAGGUCUUGCCCUUGCUGAUGAGAAAUGUUGAGCGAAACACUUCCCGGAUUAUGCAAAAAAAUCCAGAUACAGUUCCUGUAGGUUCUAUCAACGUUGCAGAGCUGGACUGGGGAAAUGAAGAUCAUAUAAAGGCCAUUGAUCCACCAUUUGACUUCAUUAUUGGCACUGAUGUUGUUUACGCUGAGCAUCUCUUGGAGCCGCUUCUGCAAACAAUUCUUGCUCUCUCAGGACCGAAAACUUCUAUCUUGAUUGGAUAUGAGGUUCGUUCUACAAGUGUCCACGAACAAAUGCUUCUAAUGUGGAAAAAGAACUUUGUAGUGAAAACUGUUCCAAGAGCCAAGAUGGAUAGCAAUUACCAGCAUCCCAGUAUCCAACUCUUCAUUAUGAGCUUAAAGCCGACAGAGAGAUGCAAGACGAUACAAGAAAUGGAUCAGCAAGUUGAGGAGAUAGAAAAUGGAGAAAGCAGUCAAGAAAAGGAUCAAGAUGAUGUUGGUAGCAGUGGGGUACAUGAAGUGGAUAAUGACAAGGAUGGAGUGAAAAGUGAUCUACUUGUAGGUCUCCAGAGUGGGCAGCUUAGUGAAUGGGAAGCAAGAAGAUAUGGGUCCAUGGCAGCUCGGCUUCUUCGAGAUGUAAAGAUUCCAUAAAUUAACCAGUUCAGGUAUAUCCCUUGAAUGUUGGACCUACUUGUGAUCGAUGCUAAGCAAAUCUGCAACCAGAUGUGUUCUACAAAACAUGUAACCAGCCUAAAGUAUCUUCUCCUUGGCUGCUUCAAGUGCUUGUUCAGUUUGUAUCACUAGUCUCCCAUGGUUGCUCCUAUAAAUUGAAUGGUCUUGUUGCCAUAACUUUGGUUGUAUGGCGCAGAAGCUGUUUUUAUAAGAGACUUGAAUAUAAUCCUUCAUUAAACACUAUCCAACUUCCAAUAUAUCAUGAGAAUCAUGUUUGUCAUAUUUGUACAAGACUAUCAGAGAAUUGUUUUAUAUGGUUAAUUAUUUCAGGAUUUUGGUUUGA
This is a messenger RNA of Daucus carota subsp. sativus, 1416 nucleotides long. RefSeq lists its product as uncharacterized. The record is from RefSeq and is a predicted model, not a curated record. The transcript has 10 exons. NCBI's taxonomy places the organism in Eukaryota, Viridiplantae, Streptophyta, Magnoliopsida, Apiales, Apiaceae. Bases 123 to 1052 code for a protein of 309 amino acids.